Owenia fusiformis is the source of this 817-nucleotide messenger RNA. The record is from the annotation of a GenBank genome assembly. Lineage: Eukaryota; Metazoa; Annelida; Polychaeta; Sabellida; Oweniidae.
CCUUAGUCCAUGGUUGUCUAAAUGAUGGCAGUAUCAUGCCCAUAUUUAGUCAUAUUAUUGCAAAUUCUUAGUGGGUAUUGCUUUAAGGAAAUAACUUCACUAAAUGUUAAUUUUACGACUAAGGAUAGUUCAACCAGUACAUUGACAGAGACUACAGGCAGAAUACUAACAGAUAGGAUAACCACUGCAUUAAUGGAAUACAACCCCAGUAUAACAGAAAUUACAACCACAACACUGAGAGAAAAUACAACCAAGACAUUGAAAGAAGGUGCAACAGAGACAUUUAUAGAUGGUAUGACCAAAACAUAUAUAAAGAACACAACCAAGACAUCAACAAAGGGUACAACCAAGACAUUAACAGAGGGUACAACCAAGACAUUAACAGAGGGAACAACCAAGGCUUUAACAACUGACUCAAUGAGAAACACAACAAUUAUUCCUCACACACAUUCAUUACAUAGAUGCUAUAUUUGUACAUGUAAGACCCAGAAAUGCAAUAUGCGAGACAGAUGUAUUUUGCAGAACUCGUUUCAGUUCUGCCAUGGUGUCAAUAAGUUCUGGAUGGAGGAAUACCUGUGUUACAUUCCACAGAAAACAAACUGUUAUGUUAUGGUGAACUGUAGAAGUUGGGGCCAGUGUGCAGGUUGUUCAUAUUCUUAUGUGAUUACCUGGAGUCCAUUAUGUAAUGAUACAACUUGCACAAUUUACAUCAAUGCAGAGAAACUAUACAUGUAUACUGAAGAUGACCAGCACAUUUUAACAGUUUUGAAGGAAUUCAAACAGUGUUUUCAAGGACGUCAACUGAUUAAAGGUACAC